AAUACUAAUUUUUUAUUUUUUCUGUAGUAAUAUUUAUUUAAAUUCUGUCAUUUUGUUAAAUUAAUUUUCACAUUUUAUUGAUUUGUAUAUACUAUAAUAUAAAUAAUGUUUGCCACGUAUCAGAGGGUUCCUUGUUGAUGUUCCGUUAUAAAUUCUUUGGCGUGAAUCAGUUUUAACAGUUAUUGAAUACUGAGUAAAAAUAAUCAUUUGUACUUAUUGUGUGUUUUUCAAUAAAUAAAUUAUUUCUUUAUUUUGGAUUUACUGAUAAUACGUAAAAUUUGCGUUUAAUUAAGCCGAUAACGCCGGGACAUUUUGGUUUGAUAACAAAAUACAAAGAAAAAUGAAGGGUAUAUUAGCUUUAAUGGUGUUAGGGCUAAUUGCAGCUACUGCAUCUUCGAAAGAAGAUAGUAAGAAGAAUGACGACAUUGGAACAGUUAUUGGAAUUGAUUUGGGAACAACAUACUCUUGUGUUGGUGUUUACAAGAAUGGUCGAGUUGAAAUAAUUGCCAACGACCAAGGAAACCGUAUCACUCCAUCUUAUGUAGCAUUUACUGCAGAAGGAGAACGUCUGAUUGGUGAUGCUGCAAAAAAUCAACUGACCACUAAUCCAGAAAAUACUAUUUUCGACGCCAAGCGUUUGAUUGGUCGUGAAUGGUCAGACCCAACAGUUCAACACGAUGCAAAAUUCUUCCCAUUCAAAGUAGUUGAAAAGAACAGCAAACCUCACAUCAAGGUAAAGACGAAAGACGGAGACAAAGUCUUCACUCCUGAAGAAAUUUCCGCUAUGGUUCUUGGAAAAAUGAAGGAAACCGCAGAGGCUUAUUUGGGCAAAAAAGUAACUCAUGCAGUUGUUACUGUACCAGCUUACUUCAAUGACGCUCAGAGACAAGCUACUAAAGACGCUGGAGCGAUCGCUGGUCUUGUUGUGAUGAGAAUCAUCAACGAACCAACCGCGGCUGCCAUUGCUUACGGUUUGGACAAAAAAGAUGGCGAGAAAAACGUACUCGUAUUUGAUCUUGGUGGUGGUACUUUUGAUGUAAGUCUUUUGACAAUUGACAACGGAGUCUUUGAAGUAGUAGCAACUAAUGGUGAUACUCACUUGGGAGGUGAAGAUUUCGAUCAACGUGUUAUGGAGUACUUUAUUAAAUUGUACAAAAAAAAGAAGGGUAAGGACAUCAGAAAAGACAACCGUGCUGUUCAAAAGCUUCGUCGUGAAGUUGAAAAAGCUAAGAGAGCGCUCAGUGCCAGUCAUCAAGUUAAAAUUGAAAUUGAAUCAUUCUUCGAAGGUGAUGAUUUCUCAGAGACCUUGACCAGAGCUAAAUUUGAAGAAUUGAACAUGGAUCUUUUCCAGAGUACAAUGAAACCAGUACAAAAAGUACUUGAAGAUGCUGACAUGAACAAAAAAGAUGUUGAUGAAAUCGUACUUGUCGGAGGAUCCACCAGAAUUCCAAAAGUUCAACAAUUGGUUAAAGAAUUCUUUAAUGGUAAAGAGCCAUCCCGAGGUAUUAACCCCGACGAAGCUGUUGCUUAUGGUGCCGCUGUACAAGCUGGAGUUCUCUCCGGAGAACAAGACACCGACGCAAUUGUUCUUCUUGACGUAAAUCCUUUAACCAUGGGUAUCGAAACUGUUGGAGGUGUUAUGACCAAAUUAAUUGCCAGAAACACUGUUAUCCCGACCAAGAAAUCACAAAUCUUCUCUACUGCAUCCGACAAUCAACAUACCGUUACAAUUCAAGUUUAUGAGGGAGAACGUCCAAUGACCAAAGAUAACCAUCUUCUUGGUAAAUUUGAUCUUACCGGUAUCCCACCAGCACCCAGAGGAAUUCCUCAAAUUGAAGUAACCUUCGAAAUUGAUGCUAACGGUAUUCUGCAAGUAUCUGCUGAAGAUAAGGGAACUGGUAACCGUGAGAAAAUUGUUAUUACCAAUGAUCAGAACAGACUUACACCUGAUGACAUCGAAAGAAUGAUUAAAGAUGCUGAGAAGUUUGCCGAUGAAGACAAAAAACUUAAAGAACGUGUCGAUGCUCGUAAUGAAUUUGAAUCUUACGCUUACUCAGUCAAAAAUCAACUUGCCGAUAAAGAAAAGCUUGGAUCUAAAAUCUCUGAGGAAGACAAGGAAAAAAUAGAGACUGCUGUUGACGAGAAAAUUAAGUGGCUUGAAGAAAACCAGGAUACUGACCCUGAAGAAUACAAACAACAGAAGAAACAGCUUACUGAAAUUGUUGAACCCAUCAUCGCGAAGCUUUACCAAGGUGCUGGUGGUGCUCCUCCACCAACUGGCGGUGACGAUGAUGAUCUCAAAGACGAAUUGUAA
Molecule: messenger RNA, 2314 nt
Organism: Cotesia congregata
Lineage: Eukaryota; Metazoa; Arthropoda; Insecta; Hymenoptera; Braconidae
Source: the annotation of a GenBank genome assembly